Molecule: messenger RNA, 4014 nt
Organism: Kickxella alabastrina
Lineage: Eukaryota; Fungi; Kickxellomycota; Kickxellomycetes; Kickxellales; Kickxellaceae
Exons: 1
Coding region: 1-4014 (1337 amino acids)
Biological process (GO): positive regulation of DNA replication; telomere maintenance via telomere lengthening
Cellular component (GO): CST complex
Molecular function (GO): telomeric repeat DNA binding; single-stranded DNA binding
Source: RefSeq, a predicted model, not a curated record
AUGAUUAGUAAUUUAGCGCCCGUACGUAUUUACCCCUUGGCCAGUGUUCGCAGCAAUAUUUACAAAGCCAGCCGCACUAGAGCUGCUUCAAUUUCGACCGCAGAGAUUGCGCUGCUGGGAACGCUAAGAGUGGCCCAAAAUUCACAGAUUUUUUCAUAUCCACCAUACGAAGUUUCUCCAGGAUGCGUGGUGUUUGUCGACCGCUGCAAUGCAAGCAGUACACAGGAGGAAUUCAUUCGGUGCCGGCUGUUAAAUCCACAAGCGCCAUGGUUCGACACACAAGUGUGCGUGCUUAUCACUCACUGGCGCUACAUUCAUCACCCGGCGGCUCUCCACAGCCCAAGGGCCGGUGCGCUGGCGUACAUUGAGGUGCUCUCAGCGCCAAUCAUUUUGCCGCGUUCGGAUUAUAUGCUUCCUGAAUAUCAUUACCCGCUUUCUUGGUGGCUCGACCAGCAAGUACAUCCAGAGCUGGACUAUGAAAAGCAAUUUGUAGCAGUAAUAAGGUGUGUGGCUCCUACGAGCGGCAACAAGGCCGCUAAGAUACUUGCAAGCGGGGCAAGCGCAGCUGCUGGAAAGGACCGCCGGCGACAGGGUUUAAUUUCAAUUUCUGGGCGUGUGAGCGCGGUGAGCGCCUUGUCGGCCAUUGGUGACGGCAGCGACGCCUUUGGGUUUAUAAUUGACCUGUCUGUUGAUGCCCUGCCGCCGACCAGCAUGAGUGACGCCGCGGGCACAGUUUCCAUACCGGUUCUUCUCAGCGCACAGCGCUUUCCUGGCAUAUUUGCAGCAUUGUUCAUUGGGGACUUGGUGUUUGCCAGCGACCUGCAGCCCUCAACGCUGAGAACUGGCGAAACCGACGGGGUGCCCAUUUUUACUGCAUCGCCGACAUCGCUGGUCUUUAGAAUCAACGAUUUUGACGCGUUAGAGGAUAGCCAAAUGUAUAUUUCCCGACAGUCACAAUCUGCAUUCACGCAAAGCUCGCAAGAGUCACUGCUAUCGCAGAUUGCACUUGGCCAGGCUGCACCAAUGACCGCGGCAACCACGCCCAAGAGCCAACCCGGUGCUGUGGUACACUUGGACGACAGGCAUCUCCUGGCGCACCAGGACAAGCUUGAGAGCUACGAGGGCGAAAUCACGAAGAUGCUGGAUCUGACUUUGGGCAUCUACGUCAUCGACGGCUGCCACAUACUUGUGCUUGCAUACUGGCCUCAAUUCUCACCGCUGGUAGUUCUUCGGCCAGGCACGCGCGUGCUGUUGGAUAACAUGCAUGUGGUUCUACUUAAAAACAGCAGCAGCUACCGCUGGAGCUGGCUCAAGCACAUUUGGCCCGACAGAUCAGGGCCCCAGGCCCUGCCAACCGACCAGCAGCAGGCUCUGGUGUUUGGUGCGUGUGCCCGGUCCUCCGUCCACAUCACAGACUUUGCGCCCGGCAGUGAUCCCGGGUUGGCGCAAAUAUUCCUCGACAGUGACCUGGCCUUUGCCCUGGCCAAGCGCGCGGGCGGAUUGGCGCGGUUUCUUGAAACCGCAGAGGCGUUCUGGAAGCUGAGCAAGAAGUUUCCCAGCGGACCGCUGUCAACCAAAGGAAGCGGUUCCGAUGCUGCAAAGCAGAUUCUGAGCAUGGCCCUGGUUUGGACCGGCGCGACAAGCAGCGCUCGGCGCAAUCCCAACACUGAGUUCCUCGCCCAUAGCAAGCACUGCCAAUCCAGCCGCACGGGCGCCGCAAUGAGAGUAGUCACGCUGGGCAACGUUCUCCGCCGACUCGGGCUAUUCCGGGAUAUACAGAUGCAAAGCAGGCAACCGGCGAGAGGUGAGGCAAGGCUGUCCCCGGAGGUGCAGGUGCAGGCAUCCAGCAUUUACCCGGCAGAUCUGCUGCUCCAGUCAACGCCCCUGGUUGGGCGCAUUGUGCUGGGCGACCGAGGCGAGGUUUUUCUGUGGGACAGCACCGGGUACAUGCGCGUUCAUCCCAGCUGCAUUUCGGGGUCAAGACCAUUGCGAGGAGCUGCAGAGCCGCAUUCGCCGCUGUUUUCUGGCCAACACCUCAUUGGUCAUUUGUACUCGUGGAACAACUGGCGCUUUUCUAUCGAGACGAUUGAUGUUGCUGCUAUCAACAAGACCAGCGGCGCGGGCAUGCAGCAGUUGCCGGAUUUCGGGCUUGUCUAUGCGGCCAUUUCAAGCCCAACAAUCAUGUACGCCGAUCCGAACUUUGGCGGAGCGACCAAUUUGCAGCUGCCAAUGCAGUCUGUCAGCGAGAGAAUCGGUGGCAACGGCGAGCCUGAGAAAACGAUCUGCUUUGUGAUGUAUGUUCACUGGCAGGGCGCAGUGGCACCGGUGCUGGACUCGCCAUCAAUCGGAUCCACAGGGCAGUCUGCUGAUAGCCACUCCCCGUGGCCAUCGCGGGCUUGCGUCAAGGGCAUGGCGCUGAGUAUUCGACAUGAUCAUUUCCAUCAGCAGCUGAGGAACGCGCCGGACGGGCGGCCGGAAAUCGACCUUGCCUUGACGCGCAACGGUGAUCCAGGCCAGCACCAGAUGGAGCACUGCACCGUGCACUUUUCGCCCAGAAAACUGCCAGUGCAAUUCUCUCCCGGGAGCGCAUACGUGGUGUGCCUCCAUGACCGCUCUUCUAUGCGUUACAUGCACGGUGGCCAGGCAGGCAGCAGCAUGGUUGUAGUUCGAAUGGGCCUACUCGACCACAUACAUCCGGUGCAGCUCUUCUCAAACGGCCAGCGCAUUGGUGCCAGCCAGCCGUAUAUUGCCAAGGCGCUUGCAAUCCCCACCGUUCACAUUGAGCAUGACAGCGCUAGUGGCAGCAGUAUUGUCGAGCGAUUGCAGGCGCCGCGCGUUUUUUCGGUGCGAGAGGUCAACGAAGCAACAGUUGCUGGCCGAGAUUCGGAGUACGCAGCGCCGGGAAGCCUGAUAUCUGUUUGUGGAAUUGUACUCCAGCGAGAGGUCAAACGAGUAGUUUUGUUUUCUAGGCACAAAUCCAGCGCCGACAGUAGCAGCAAUGUCGGCAGCAACAGUGACGACAAUGCCAACAGCGGGGAUCCUGUGGCCGGGCUUUUUGAAAACUGCAUCACUUUGCGCGACAAGGACGACAUUGUAUGUACCAUCUCUCUGUAUAUAAAGCUAUCGAGUUACACGCACCCCGUCGGACUGCUUCCUGGUGCCGGCGUUAUAUUUCAAAACGUCACUGUUGGCGCCGCCAAAACCACGGGGCAUCGAUACUUGUCUUCGACAUUUGCGACGAGCAUUGUGCCUGUCUCUGCACAGUCGACGCCAUCAGCGAAUCCAGUCGACAUACAGUCCAAUGAGCUUGAAGACGGCACACACGCGGUCAGAUUGUGCAUAGGGCAGCUUACAGGCUGGUCGAGUGGCGACCAGGCACAGCGGCGGUUUGUGCUAAGCUGCAGAGUCACAAAUGUCGAGAGCCUGAGCGUUUUUAUGGAGUGCACAGCGUGUGGGCAGACGGUCUGCGGCCUAAGCUGCUCGUGCUUCAGCAAGCAGCAUCGUAUGAUUGACAGGCAGUCACCAGACACGGCCUAUUUGAGCGACAGCACCACGGCACAGCCCCGAAUCGAGUUGGCGUGCCGGGUGUCUGACGGAAGCGGGAUAGCGCGGGUGGUCACCAGCAGCGCGCUGAACACGAUCAGUAUGAUUGGGUUGACAUCGGGGGACGUGGAGGAGCUGUACCAGACAGCCGCGCAAUCGUGGAACGGCCAACUCCUCUGGAAUGCGCCGGCACAUUCCGCAUGGCAUUAUCAAGAUAGCAAUGCGCAUGGUGGUGACGAUAGCAGUGAUCCCAUUGGUCGGAUGCUUGGCCAGGCGGGUGCUGCGGCCAUUUGCGUUGAGGGGUUUGUCGCCGGACAGCGCGGACGAAAGCGCCCGGAAGGGCGCCAGAUGGUGCGCAUUAACGGACACGACAUGGUGUUCAAAAAACACGCUGUGCCCAGGAUCAGCGCACUCCGUGUAACGCGCUUGGAUGUCGCCGAGCAAAGCUGGUUUCUUCUUGAUGGCAUUUAA